AUGGAUGUUCUCAUAGAUUCACCUAUCGUAAAGAAUACUACUACUAGUAAUGGAGAGUUAUACCAAUCGGUAAUAGACUAUCCCAACGGUGAUGAAAAGUAUAUCAUUGUCAAGGUUACUUGGGAAGUAGAUGGUGACGAUGACGAUGACGACGAUGAAUCAUAUGUUAUCAAUGAUGAUGAUUCAGAUGAUGAUUAUGACGAUGGAUAUGAUGAUGAUCGUGAUACAAAGAAGAAACCUCAACAACCUCAACAACCACAACAACAAGCUGCUGUACCACCUCCAGAAUCACUCAAAAUAUUCAAUACAUUAAAGAAUGAUGCAUUGCAGAUGCAAACUAGAUAUGUAUUGGUAUCAACUGAUUUAGAGUAUCAUUCUGAUAUCUAUAAUUGGUAUAAAAAGAAACUAUACGCUCUUUGUGCCCAAUACAAUAGGGCAGCUGCAGCUUCUACAUCUUCAAAGUAUAAUUGUUCAACUAAAUGUCUUGGAGGUGGAAUUAUCACAAUUGAUACAAAGAAUAAAACCAUAAAGACUUAUGGUCAAAGUAUGGGUUUCGGUCCACCAAAAAUGGAUCUACUUGAAAAUAUAAUCAAUUCAAUCUAUACUAAUAAUAGUUGGAAGACUAGUAUUACUAUAACUGAUUAUAUUCGUGGUUAA
Molecule: messenger RNA, 657 nt
Organism: Cavenderia fasciculata
Lineage: Eukaryota; Evosea; Eumycetozoa; Acytosteliales; Cavenderiaceae
Exons: 2
Coding region: 1-657 (218 amino acids)
Biological process (GO): peptidyl-histidine dephosphorylation
Cellular component (GO): cytosol
Molecular function (GO): protein histidine phosphatase activity
Source: RefSeq, a predicted model, not a curated record